Messenger RNA from Penicillium coprophilum, 1410 nucleotides. RefSeq names its product glycosyltransferase family 1 protein. The annotation marks the transcript as partial. The transcript has 3 exons. NCBI's taxonomy places the organism in Eukaryota, Fungi, Ascomycota, Eurotiomycetes, Eurotiales, Aspergillaceae. The record is from RefSeq and is a predicted model, not a curated record. Gene Ontology annotation, molecular function: UDP-glycosyltransferase activity.
AUGUCACCUCCAAAACAGAAUAUCCUCUUUCUCACAAGCCCAGAGCAUGGACAGUCCAACGUCGCGCUUGCAGUGGCCGAAGAGUUCCUGCGCCGUGGCGAGUUCGAAAUCCACAUCGCCUCCUUUAAAGAACUAUCGCCUCGUGUAGAAGCAAUAAACAAUCAAGCGGAGAGCGACUACGUUAUUCACUUUCAUCCAAUUGCAGGCCCGUGCAUGUCCGAGAUCGUGACCCGUACAACACCGGAUAUCAGUCACCUGCCAGGGCUUGCCGGGACGCGUGAUGCAUGUAACAUAAUCAACAUAUCCGUGUUGGGUUGGAAGCCUGACGAGUAUAUACGAUCAUACCGAAGCUGUCUCGAAGUUCUGCAAGAUAUUCAUCCGGUCGUCGUAGUUGCAGACCCGCUAUUGCAUCUAGGGCUGGAUGCCGCUCGCAGUUUUGACACGCGAAUUGUGGUGCUUUGGCCUGUGCCUUUGAAAGAUGUGGUGGUAACUGUCCAACCAAAGGCUGGCAUUUUUUGGAAAUAUCCCCUCACCGGGUCAGGAUAUCCAUAUCCCCUGCCAUGGAACCUGAUCCUGGCAAAUAUAUACAUGGUAUUCUGCUUCGGAUAUAUUGUUCGCCUAGGAAAGCCCAUGCGCGAUCUCUUGGACAUUCGAAAGAAAGCGGGAAUUCGGACUGAAUUUCCCCACGUGGCGCCUUACUGCGAAAACCAUCUGCAUCUCUCGCCUUCAUUCCGAGAGAUGGACUAUCCGUUAUAUGUCCCGGAUAAUGUCAUCAGCUGCGGUCCCAUCCUCCGGUCAUCUUCUUCACUGAUGGAAAGCGACCCAGCACUGUAUUCGUGGUUGAAGGAGCCAGCAAUCUUGAUAUGUCUUGGGUCACAUGUCCAGGCUCCAGAGAAUGAUGCCAUGCAGAUGACGAUAGCAAUCCAGGCUGUUCUGCACGAGUUUCCCAAUAUGCAGGUCUUGUGGAAGCUCAAAUAUGACUGGGAAAAUUCCCCGGCGGUCAAAAAUGUUCUCGGACCCCUUGUCAAUGCUGACAGAGUGAGAGUUUUUCCAUGGAUCAAGCCAGAAAUUAUAUCUGUUUUGGAAGGUAGUAAUAUAGUUGCGUAUGUUCAUCAUGGAGGAGCCAACUCAUUUUUCGAGGCGUGCAAGGCUGGUGUUCCACAGGUCAUCCUCCCCCAGUGGUUCGACACAUACGACUGUCCAUCCCGAGUAGAGUGGCUAGGAAUUGGCUUACACGGAAGCCGCAAUGUGGCACCGAAAAUAAACGGAUCGGUGCUGUCUUCGGCCCUGUUGCAAGUGCUCAAAGAUAAAGGGAUUCAGGCACGCGCCAGGGCCAUUGGAGAUUUAUGCAAGACAACCGAGGGGCGCGUGUUUGCUCAUGAUCAGAUCGUACAGUACGCCAAGCAAGAG